GUCGUUUUUUCUCUGUUGAUCCUCAACAAAACGACAUGUCGUUUAUCAUUGAAUAAUGGCAAGAUUUGAAUUUCUCAUACCGCGCUAAACGUUUGGGGUUCUCAAAUCGUCUUCGUCCCCAAAACCAAAAAUCCUUUCUCUCUCUAAACACAGUCGCAGAGUUUCUCGCUCUAGAGUUUUUCUGUUGUGGAUUCUUCAUGACUACGAAUUGAAAGGUUGAAGAAGAAGACAAUGUCGGCGAUUGAGAAGCUCUGGGUUCAGAUUUUUGAGAGGAAGUCGUGGAUAAUCGACCAGGUCAAACAACAGACGAGUCUAUACGAUAAGCACCUCGCAUCUAAACUCCUCAUCGAUGGAAUAACACCUCCACCUUGGUUAGGAGGAACCUUAGAUUCUACUGAGUUGAAUUGUGAAGACCUCAUUUCGGGGGUGCUUCUGUCACGUCCAAGGCCUGUAAUCCCAUUUGCAUUUAGUCAUUGUUCAGUGUAUGAUGAACCAAUUGCUAAAGCUACAAAUAGGGAACUACCAAAUGGUUCGUGCACGAAAGUAUCAGUUGAAAAUAGAGAAUUGGAUGGUUUGGAUCAUGCUAGGCGUGAUAGAGAAUGUGAUGGUUUUGAUUAUGCUGAAUGUGCUUCAGUUGGUGUUUCUACAAUGGAUCAGUGUAAUACAAUUGUUGAAGAUCAGAGAAUGGAGGUUGAGGAUGGUAGUGUUACAUCUCCUCAAGAGCAGAGAGAUGCAGGAUUCUUAGAUGUUAGAUCAGAGACAGCUUUUUCAUUGGCUAAGAUUCAAAGAUCCAAAUCAAGGCAGAAGGCUCUUGAGAUUCGCACUGGUACAAAAGCAGCUAAAUCCCGCUUGAAGAAUGCCAUUAAUUCGGGUGAAAAUAUUCCCAUUCCUUCCUUUCAAGAUGAUCAGCCUGAACAAUUGAACUUAGUAAACCCUGCUGUAGAUAACAGUAACAACAUUUGCACGGUGGAAGGUGUUAAAGUGGGUGAUUCUUGUAGCAAGGAGAAAGAAAGCUCUGGUUGGCAACAUAACUCUUUGAAUGCGGGUAGUUUAUCUAAUGUUGUUGGGGAGGAUGGAAUUGCACUUGAAGAGUCUAUUGGCCCCUCAAUUCAGCAGUAUAAUCCACCUCCAGAGUCUGCUCAUCAUAUUCAAAGUCACUUCGAAGAUUGCAUAGCAGCAGAAGGUAAGGUUGGAGAAUUGAGGAGAAUGACCCGGUCCAGAAGCUCUGCUAAACAAGCUAACUAUGACAGUGAAAAGAAAAGUGGUCCAAGCAAUCUAGCACCACAAGCCCAACUUACUGAUCAGAGCCAAAGAGCAAAGUCAAGGCAGAAGGCUCUUGAGAUUCGCACUGGUACAAAAGCAGCUAAAUCCCGAUUGAAGAAUGCCAUUAAUUCGGGUGAAAACAUUCCCAUUCCUUCCUUUCAAGAUGACCAGUCUGAACAAUUGAACUUAGUAAAACCUGCUGUAGAUAACAGUAACAACAUUUGCACGGUAGAAAGUGUUAAAGUUGGUGAUUCUUGUAGCAAGGAGAAAGAAAGCUCUGGUUGGCAACAUAACUCUUUGAAUGCAGGUAGUUUAUCUAAUGUUGUUGGGGAGGAUGGAAUUGCAAUUGAAGAGUCUAUUGGCCCCUCAAUUAAGCAGUCUAAUCCACCUCAGGAGUGUGCUAAUCAUAUUCAAAGUCACUAUGAAGAUUGCAUAGCAGCAGAAGCUAAGGUUGGAGAAUUGAGGAGAAUGACCAGGUCCAGAAGCUCUGCUAAACAAGCUAACUAUGACAGUGAAAAGAAAAGUGGUUCAGGCAAUCUAGCACCACAAUCCCAAUUUACUGAUCAGAGCCAAACAGUGAAAUCUGCUAAUAUUUCUAAUGCAAGUUAUGGUCUGAAAAGAAAAGUUGCCAGGUCUCUGAGCCAAACAAUGAAAUCAGCUACUGAUGGUUGUUUUAGAAGGGUAACUCGAUCUAGAAGCUCUUCUCAACCGCACAACACUGUCUAUGAUUUGUCAUUGCCAAUGAAGUCUUCAAAUACACGGAACUUUGAAGACGAAUAUCUCUCUAAUACUACGGACUUGGUACUUUCUGCUUCGAAGAGUUCUCAACAAGACAAAGACAGACUAAUAUCAGCUCAACUUUUCUUGCCAAUUGGAGAGGAUCAAGAGCUUUAUGCAGAAAAUUCAACAGAGUGUUCAGACAAGGAAAAUACAAGAACUUUUAUAAUAACUGAAGGAACACCAGAAGUUGACAGCUCCCAAAAUUUGGGUCUUCAAGUUACUCACUCCAAGUCUGCAGGAUUGAAGGAAUAUCUGGAAACUGAAUCUUUAAAAAGCUCAAAAGAACUUGACCCCAAUAAGGUGUCAUGUGAUGAAUUGGAAGACUCGCCUAUUUCCAGCACCAGCAAGCCUGCUGAUUCGGCAACUGUAAUGGAAACUGCAACGCAUAUUGAUGAGCAACAAGUCUGUUUUGUGUCAAACUUGAUUGGUGCAAGCGAUGUUGGUGUGGAAGAUUUUCCCCAACAUCAUGUUGGUAGUACUAAGCAUGUGGAGCCCAAGCAACUGAAUUUUGACGAUGUGGAACCAUCCAGUUUCGAUGGGGUUUCUGCUCUUUUUGUUGAGAAGAAUGAGGAGGAGAGAUUGUUAGAAAGAAGCCCUCUUGUCCUAUCAGAAUCUGGAGGUGUGUUAGAUAAAGGAGUGUCCUUGGAGGAAAGGGAAGCCUUUAGCAAAGAAAGAGAGCUUAGGAAUUGUUCUUCUGAAGCCUUUGUUGAGGAAGCUGAUACAAACAUUAUUGCUCUGAAUGAAGAUGCUGUAUCAGCAGUGAGUGAAACACCUCAAGCAGAGAAGGAUUUGGCUACUGAUAAUUUGCAGCAAAGUGAAAAAAGUUCCAAAGAGAAAUAUUCUUUGAAAGAACCUUUAGUAACCCCAAGUGAGACAGAGAGCAGAACACCUGGUGAAAUAGUUUCUGCAGAUAGACUGAAGAAUAUCUCUUCAGUUGUUCAUAAACUAUCAACACAUGCUGAUUACACUCAGGUAUCCAUACCUGUCUCCUUUGAAAUUCAGGAAGUGUGUACAGAUCCUUGUUCUGUUUCCAAGGAUGAUAUUAUGGGUAAUCAAGCAAUGUCAACUGAGAAUUUAGAAUAUUCUCAGUGUCGUACUGCCUCAGAGAAAUUUACUCAUGAUGCCACUGAUGGUUGUCUCUACCAAUCAACUGAGAAGUUUGAAUAUACUCGGUGUUGUACUGCAGACUCUUCAGAGAGAGUUGCUCAUGAUGUCACUGAUGUUGGUCUCUAUCAAUCAACUGAACGGCAGAUUGCAACAAAGUCCAUUGUGAAAGCCAGUGUGGGUGCAUCUCUUGAGGGUUCGACUCGGAAUAAACGAAAAAGGAGUGGUUCUCUGGCUACUUUGUCUACUUCACCAGGUGCUAAUGAAAAUGCAGUUUCUCCUCUCAACAGGGAUACUGAAGGGAGAAACUUGUUUCCUGAAAAGCAUGGUCUGAAAGAUGUUGUAGAAUCCCGAGACCUUCAAAGUUCUCUAGAUGAUAUUCAAUUAGAAGAUAACAGUAAGAGUCAAGUUGAAGGGAUGCCUCAAAAUGAGGAGGAUGACAUGCAUGAAAACUCUAAAUCUUCACUAAAGCUUCUAGUUGAAGAGGAUGAUUGUAGCUUGAAACAUAGGGAUUUAAGUGAAACGAAAAUGGUCACUUUUGCUGAUGAGGAAUUGGAAGCAUCCCAUGUUUCAAGUGUGGUCAGAAAGUCUGCUGGAGCUUGUGAUGUGGGUCUCUAUCAAUCAACUGAACGGCAGGCUGCUGUAAAAUCCAUUGAGAAAGCCAGUGUAGGUGAAUCUCUUGAGGGUUCAACUAGGAACAAUCGAAAAAGAAGUGGCUCUCUGAAUGCUUUGUCUACUUCACCUGGUGCUAAAGAAAAUACAGUUUCUCCUCUCAGUAGGGACACUGAAGGUAAAAACUUGUUUCCUGAAGAGCAUGGUCUGAAAGAUGUCGAAGAAUCCCGAGACCUUCAAAGCUCUCAAGACGAUAUUCAAUUAGAUAUUGGUAAGAUUCAAGUUUAUGGGAUGCCUCAAAGUGAGGAGGAUGACAUGCAAGAAAGGUCUAAAUCUUCACGGAAGCUUCUAAUUCAAGAGGAUGAAUGUAGUUUGAAGGAUAGGGAUUCGAGUGCAAUGAAGCAUCCCAUGUUUGUAUCUGCUGACGAGGAACCAGAAGCAUCCCAUGUCUCAGCUUGUGAUGCUCUUCUUAUGGAGGAAGCAAGAAGAAUGGAAGAUCCAAGUAGUUUUAUCUUUGAUGGAAUCUCAUUAUGCACUUUAGAAGAGGACAAAUUUUCUUCUCACCUUGAAGAAAAAUUCCAAAUCCGGAAUGCUGAAUCUUUGACUUAUAGUGAUUCGUUGCACUUGAUUGAUGCUGAUGAGACCGUGCCGGUGCUCGAGAGUUUCAUUUUGCAAUCAGAUGAUGAACAACCAUGCAUUGCUGAUCAGAGGAUCAGCUUUGACAAGCUCAGUCUUCCGAACACUUCAAUUGAACGUGCUAGCAUUCUAGAGGAGCUUUGCAGAUCUACUUGCUUACAAACUCCAGUAUCCUGUUCUUCAGUUUCGAAUAAAUUGCUCAAAUUUUCAAAUAUAUACCAGUCUGUUCCAACUGGGCUUCUAGAGGGCAUGGAUAAGCCGAAAGAUGAUUACGGUUGUUUGAGUGAGGCCUUUAGUUGUGCUUUUGAAGAAAGAUCAUAUUCAGAUUGUCUUCCCAGUUCAACUAGUCAGUUUGAUUGGGAGAUAAAGAAACCUUGUUUGUCUCCAGUUCGAAAAGUCUGGGACAGAAUCAUAUCGAAAUCAGACAGCUCUGAGAAGCGAAUGAGCGUAGUUCCUGAGCUUCCAUCCAUUUGUGAAGAAAAUGAGAAUGUAGAUGAAGUAGCUUAUACUUACCGAGAAGACAAUGUUGCUAAGGACCUGACUAGCUCAGUAAAAAGAGCACCACUUGCUGAUGUAAUCGCAAACAUUGCUGCAUCGGAAGCUGAAACAAAUAUUGAUAGAAGUAGUUUAGAUUCAGUUAACACAGAAUUCAGCUUCAAUGGAACUCACAAGAGGACCAAACAGAAAGUUGGAAAUGGAAAAGGCAUUAAGAGAAGAUACAAUAACAAAGAGAAUGAUAGCAUGUCAUCACUAGGAACAGCUGGUCCUAAGGGAAAACCGGGAUUAUUUCAUAAUCGAUUUAGUAAGCCAAAAGUAUCAUCAACAAGAACUAGUUCGAGGAGAGGAGGUCCAAGUUUGACAGUGACAGAGCCUAAGCCUAGCAAUAUCGUAUCGAAUAUUACUUCAUUUAUUCCACUUGUUCAACAAAAACAAGCAGCUGCAGUUGCAACAGGAAAAAGAGAUGUCAAAGUAAAGGCCUUGGGGGCUGCUGAGGCUGCAAGGCGUCUUGCAGAGAAAAAAGAGGACGAACGCAAAGCUAAAAAGGAAGCCAUGAAGCUUGAGCGAGCAAGACUCGAGCAAGAGAAUCUAAAGCAAUUGGAGAUGCAGAAGAAACAGAAAGAAAUGGAGAGGAAGAAAAAAGAGGCUGAUAUGGCAGCGAAGAAAAGGCAAAGGGAAGAGGAAGAGAAGAAAGAAAGAGAUAGGAAACGAAUGCGUGUUGAGGAAACAAAAAAGCAACAGAGAGAAAAUGAGCGAAAGUUGAAUGCACAAAAAGAAGAGAAAGAUGCCAAAUACCGAACCGUGGAUGAUAGAGGACAUGAGACUAAGGAAUCUAAAGAUGAAAAAAGGAAUCUUCAUAAGAAGAUGGAACAGCAAAAUGGAUAUGAGAAUCUCCAGACACUUACAGAAACUGAACAUGCUACUACACAAGCAUCAACAAGUGAUGCUAGGUCUUCAAGUGAACUUGUGACAAAUCUGAAGAUGAACAAUUUAGACAAACCCACAGGAGCUGACAAUGUAGAACAGUCAUAUGAUAUUUCUCCAUACAAAUGUUCAGAUGAUGAAGAUGAAGAAGAAGACGAUGACUCACCGAAUAAAAAAUUCGUUCCUUCAUGGGCUCGUAAAUCUAGUGUGGCUCUCCUUGUUUCUUCACAAGAUAGAAUAGACCCAGAGACCAUAUUCCCACCAGAUAGCUUUUGCAGCAUAGCAGAAGCUCUUCUGCGUCGAAAGUUUCAGAUUAACAUAGCUGGGGCUUGAAUCAGACCAUAAUGAUCAUCUCUAGUGAUUAUAUUCUCUUCAACCAACUAGCCUGAAGAAUUUUUUGCAUUGAGACAGAUUCUAAGAGAAGAUUUUGUGAAAUGGAGUGUUCUUGAGCAGCUAGCUUCACUCGGUUCCCACCAUUUUUUUCACACCGAGCUUCGGUUUCCGAAUAUCAAUCCAGGCAAAUUCUCCCUUCCUUAUUCUAUCUGUGAAUCUAUUCUCUACUCUACCUGUAUAUUUAGAUCUGAUAGGGAGUUAGUUUCUUUCUAACCCUUUUUUGUUGUAUGUUUUUUGUUCCUUAUUCUUUGAGGCCAAAAACACAAUGAACUCUUCUUAAUUCCCAUUAAGUCAUUCAAAAUGUGUAAAGAUCCUUUUUUUUUACCUCACUACAUAUCUCAACAUAUUUUUUUAAGGUAUGAUAGAGAAAGAAUAUUGUAACUUUUGAUUUUGGGGAUAUGAAUUCAAAUUUAAAAUCUCUGUGGGAGAUAGAUGUGUAAUACAAUUUGGCUAUGUUAUCAUAAAUAAAUAUGUAUCUUUAUUCUUUACCA
Molecule: messenger RNA, 6701 nt
Organism: Cannabis sativa
Lineage: Eukaryota; Viridiplantae; Streptophyta; Magnoliopsida; Rosales; Cannabaceae
Exons: 10
Coding region: 232-6150 (1972 amino acids)
Source: RefSeq, a predicted model, not a curated record